AUGGCCGAAGCCAGGGACGACACUAUGCCGAACGAUGCCGCAUACGAGUUCGAUUUCACCCUUCCUUAUGGGACCGAUAUAGUGGACGGCGGAAACAACGAUGAGCAUUACCAUGACUCUACAGAGAACGAUCACCAACAGCAGAUGUCCGAUACUACUGAAACCAGCAAUAACCUCGAUCUACAUGACCAAAAUAACAGCACUCAGGCCAUGAAUUACAGCACCUUCGAAAAAGGAUUCUCCGAUGAUGAGGACGCUGGGGAGGCAUUCGACCGCACUGGAACGGGCCACCAAUCUGGAGAGUCGCUGCCGAAGAGCAAGAAGUCCCCAAGACGAUCGGGAGGUUUUUUUGAUGAUGAGCCCAGUCCAAGCACGAAGAGGCCGCGCCAGUCUCUAUUCGGCGGCCCGAUUGAUGAGAAUGAAGAAAGAACAUUUGAGGAAUACAUUAUGGACCAAGGCGAUGAUGCCAAUGAUCCUAAGCCACCCGGACAAGGUAUUCGUUAUCGCAUGUCUAGCCUUAGCCUCGAACAAAAAGAUAAAGAACGUUGCCCUUCAGAGCGCCCGUUCAAUCUUGGCUUUGGUCUUGGGUCGUCCGACAGAGGCGGCACGACUCCCAGAGCUUCCCCAGCUCCAUCUGAGGAGAGCAUCAUCAUCCCUCCUGAUGAUAAGCCAGUAUACGGACUUCGCACGAACAUCGAGCGAAAGAAAACCUUCACCUACGUCGACACUGACAAAUCCGGAAACUUUGACCCCUCCGAAGAAGCCAAGCAGAAAAUACUGAAGAUGAAUAAAGCAAAGGCUGCCAAAGCUGCCGCACAGCAAAAGAAGCAAAAGGGGAAAACACGAGAAGUCAAGGAACACGUCAUGAAGCUCAUCGUCAAGCUCCACUUCAAAGCCUUCGGCAACGUGCGCAACUGUACUAACGAUGAGGAAAAUUGGCCUGACGGCUGGUCUGAAGCGGACUCUGAUUACGAGCGCGAAGCUCAAGAGUAUCGUAACUUUUACCGCCGGAACACACCUAGUCGACAGACACAGAUACCUGUUGAGGAUCCUCAGGGCGAUGUAGACGAUCUGACCGGCUAUCCUGCAGCACGCGGCUGCAGGCAUUGUCGCAAGCACAAACAAGAUUGCUCUAUGACCGGAGGUGGCACAUACCCCUGCGACGAGUGCUUAGAAGACGACUGCGAAUGCGAGCCCAUUAUCCCUACCACCAUCAAAGGCCACUGUAAGCAAUGCGUUGAAGACGGGCAGGAAUUCUGCUCUUUCGGAGAUGAUCCCGACCAAGCUGUCUGCGACCACUGCGCUGAGAGCGAAUUCAUCUGUGAAGCGCUGCCACCCGACGGGUACAAGACUGAUAGGAUCAAUAUUUAUGAAAUCAUUGGUGGCAGGGAUAGACAGUAUGUGCAGUGUACAGUAUGUCGGCAAGAAAAGAAGAGGUGUAGUCUCAAGAAGAAGACCGAUAUGCCGCCGUGCAAGUACUGCAAAAAACACAACAUUGGCUGCACAUUUUUCGAUCUGCCGAAGCAACCCGAUGGAAUGAAGACAAUGGCUAGGAAGGGGAAGGGAAAAGUAUUAGGUCCUACAGAGGGUGAUGCUCCGGAGGUAGCAAUCCCUGGUUCCGAUUAUUUCACCGCCGAAGACCUCGCAGAUAUGGAAAUGAGAGACAACGACGUCAUCUCUCGUGAGGUCACCCCAGAAAUGGAGAUGGAGGAUGCCGAGGGACAUAAAGGAGUGCUCGUCAAAAUCCAAACUUCCUUUGCGCAUCCGAUCCAAUUCAGUAGCGAAUCAGCCACAGCCGCAGAGUGCAAUUUCUGUGAGAUGCCUCUCUUUGGAAUGGUCGGACACUUUGAGAAGACAGUCCACGUCAUCAAAUGGGACAACGGACUGGGUUACUCAGAGCUUGGAGCCGGACAUCGCGAGGAGAAUGGCCCAACAAACCUAUGUUGGGAGUGUACUAUGGGCCGCGCCCAAAUCACUCUUUGCGAAGGCCACCAACUUGAGAAGAUGUACGAAGCACAGGAAGCAUUGGAUUUCGAUGUCGCCGCCGAAGACCUUAUGGUCACCCCGACCCAUACUCCUGAGAUGAGAUUCCAGCUUCAACGCUGGUGUUCCAUGUGUUUCAGCACUGCUUCAUACAGAUGCUGUAACGCACAGCCGUCUCUCUUGUUUACGUUAGGCGCAGAAGAGGAAUUAAUGGACGGCUGUGGCCUUAAUCUCUGCGAGGGUUGUGCGGUUAGGUUCACCGAGGAAUUUGGAAGCAAUUGUGAUGCGAUGGCGACAGCGAUGGAGAAUGAGCCGAAGCAGACCGAAGACGAUGAUGUUCCGGCGGCCGCGAGGGCAGACGUGGGAUUCUUGAUCAAAGAUGGGUUAUUGAUGAGGAACAUAGAGAAUGCGAUGGCUGCCGGACAGUGA
Messenger RNA from Cucurbitaria berberidis CBS 394.84, 2412 nucleotides. RefSeq lists its product as uncharacterized. Gene Ontology annotation, molecular function: DNA-binding transcription factor activity, RNA polymerase II-specific; zinc ion binding. The transcript is spliced from 2 exons. The record is from RefSeq and is a predicted model, not a curated record. Lineage: Eukaryota; Fungi; Ascomycota; Dothideomycetes; Pleosporales; Cucurbitariaceae. The coding region runs from base 1 to 2412 and encodes 803 amino acids. Gene Ontology annotation, biological process: regulation of DNA-templated transcription.